Molecule: messenger RNA, 2663 nt
Organism: Branchiostoma floridae (Florida lancelet)
Lineage: Eukaryota; Metazoa; Chordata; Leptocardii; Amphioxiformes; Branchiostomatidae
Product: hemicentin-1-like
Exons: 9
Coding region: 416-1969 (517 amino acids)
Biological process (GO): cell-cell adhesion
Cellular component (GO): cell-cell junction
Molecular function (GO): cell adhesion molecule binding
Source: RefSeq, a predicted model, not a curated record
AAGGAGUUUUGAAUAAUACUCCACUCAAUUCUCAGAAAGUGUUGCUGCGUUUGUGGGUUUAGAGUUUCCGUCUUGUAUUCACAGUGCUACGAAAAAUGAGUGACGCAAAUCUAAAAGCUUGACACAGAAUGGGGUACAGAAGUGUCGGUCGAUAACUGUCGUCUGUGGUGUAAACAAGUGGCGAUCAUUGUACUACAGACGUCCUGACGUGGACAGGCGGGGCGUAGGUGGACCGCCGCCGCCGGAAUAGGACCUGUACCUCGGUGUACGAGCACACACCUUCACCCAUUGACAUUGUACAAACCGGUGGUCAUUCGUCGUAGGCAACCGAUUGUGGGCGUCGACGGAACGGCUUCGCUGCUGCCCUCAUCCCUUGCGGACUAUCUUCUGAGACUCCAGCAAGACAAGACUCAAGAUGAAGACACCGUACAUACUUGCCUUACUGUGGAUUCUAACUGGAAACACUGGAACAGCGAAUUCGCAAAGCCAGAUUGGCUUGGCUCUACCGGACGAUGUCAACACCGUCGUCGGGGACCCCUCCGUCCUUCCCGCCGACUACUCCACGGAACUGCCGGUGAUUUCCAUCACGUGGAGCAAGCUGGCCAGUGAUAACGAAAAGAGAAGAAGCACCAUAAUGUCGUAUGACCCUAACACUGGCACAGUGAACGCGUUUGGUGAGUACCAGGGACGAGUCAGCCUGACGGACAAGGCCUCCCUUCGCAUUGACUCCACCGAACUUUCUGAUGCUGGAACGUACGUUUUGUCUCUUCUCAUAGAGAACAUAGGCACAGAGGAAGGAUUCAUCACACUCAACGUCAUGGUCCCUCCGACAAUAGAAGUGGGCCCGUCUGACCCGUACGUGGCUGAGUGGGGAGAGACAGUGACGCUGACGUGCCUGGUCACCAACGCCAUCCCCGCCAUCACGUUCCUCCGCUGGGAGAAGGACGGGAUUCCCGUGGACGGCAUCGCCGAGCAGAGCAAGUACUCCGGCGGGAACCUGGACUCCCCUUCCCUGCUGAUACGGCACGUGAUGCGCGCUGACGCGGGACGGUACACGUGCAUCGCUAACCACCCCGUCAGACCUGCUGCAGCUAAUAUCAGACUGGAUGUGCUGUUCCCUGCGUCGAUCAUCAGUUUUACCGACUCCACCUCUGCGACCGAGGCGGACCCCAUCACCCUGCAGUGUGUGGCUGACGGGAACCCCCCUCCCAACAUCACAUGGGUCAAAGAUGGCGGCCGGCUCAAGACACCAGCCCGGUCCCAGCCCGUGUCUAAAGACGUGCGCGCCAGUUCCCUGGUGCUGUCCAGGGUCAGGCUCAACGACACCGGGGAGUACAAGUGCACGGCUACUAACGGGAUCGGCAAGAGUGACGCCAGGACAAUGCGACUGUCCAUCCGAGCCGCCCGAAAGAAGCUGAGUUCAGCCACAGUAGCGGUGAUAGUGGGCGCCACAGCGGGGGGUCUGUGGCUGGUCAUCUGCGUGCUCCUGGUGGUGUGGUUCAUCCGGAGAAGGAGAAGUCAGAAGGAGAAGAAGAAGUUCGCGUUCUACUACAACAUCGGGCGGAGAGACCAGGGGAGGAUGGAGGGCAAGAUGGAGAUGGAAGAAGACAGGGAACCCCCGCCUUACGCGUCUCUACCAGAAAAACCUACAAAUCAGAAGUCUGGGUAUGCAGGCAUUGAAACAAUGAGGAAAUCAGCAAGUCAAAAAUUCAAAGAGAGAAGAUAUGCCAAAGCUCUGUAUGCCUACGGGCCGCGGGAGGAGAAUGAACUCAGCCUCGAGCCUGAUGACGUCAUCGAGGUGCUGGAGGGGGAAGAUGGCGGCUGGUGCCUGGGUUACCUGAGGGGCAGGAUAGGCCUGUUCCCCUCCAACUACGUACAGUUCAUCCCCGCAAGACAAGUCAUGGCAGCGAAGGCAGGUGUGCUGUGUAAGGAUAUUGAAGAUGAUACGCCAUCCAAACGAAGCAUCUAAAGAAACAACAAGAACAGUAGCUCUAGCGUACGUAACAUCCAUUCUACAAUGGACAGGUCUUUGGAACGAAUGGUCGCAGAUAUAAUGUUGACUGAAAACUAGGACAGUUGUUAAAGUUAACUUUAGGUUAAAGAACUUGUGACAACAGUGUUAUACUGGAGAAUGGAAGUUUGCACGACAGGGGAGUAGCACUGCCUCUGCAACAACUUGUACAGACAUGGCAUAACCAAUUAAUGUAAAGCAAUGGUUCUUUAACUGAAAAUUUAUGACUCUACAGUCUACACAGUUCAUAUGGCAUUUCCCUUGUGUUUUGUGAGAUAACACUUACCUACCCAAUGCGCAUUGCCCAUGCGUCCUUAUGCUGUCUUGUGGAUGGUGUGUUUGACCUUGACGUGCCCUUGAGAGUCGUGAAGCCUUAGCGAUAUUUAUAGUUUGUGAAUUGUGUGUUCCCCGAAGCUGCACAAACGCAGCUAACCCCCUUUAUGGCUUAGUGUCCUUAUCCCUGAAAGACCCAGAGCUUUAAUUUGGCAGUCAUUCUCAACAUACGGCGAAUUUUUAGUAUCCUAGCCCGCCAUGUUUCUUUCCAUCAGAUAUAAAUAGCGAGUAAUUGGUCGUGUGAGAUUCAAAGGAUCUAUUUUUCCUGCCGUUGGAUACAAACCCACAAAAGAUACCCGUCCUACUGAGAUCAUCGAAU